This is a messenger RNA of Plasmodium yoelii, 1737 nucleotides long. Its product is annotated as conserved Plasmodium protein, unknown function. Lineage: Eukaryota; Apicomplexa; Aconoidasida; Haemosporida; Plasmodiidae. The transcript has a single exon. The record is from RefSeq and is a predicted model, not a curated record. The coding region runs from base 1 to 1737 and encodes 578 amino acids.
AUGCAAGAUGAAAAAGGAGAUCAUUUUGAGGGAAAUUCUUAUAUCGUUCCUAAAUGGAAACAAAAUAUAAAUAGUAAUGAAUUGGGUUGGAAAAAUAAAAUCGACAUGAAUUGUCAAAACAAUAAUAUAGAUGAAUUUUGUAAUAAGAAUGAAAAAAAAAAAAUAAUAAACAAUUGUAAAAUGUAUCCAUUAAUUUGUGAAGAAGAUAAAGACAUAAAAAAUUUAAAGUGUUCAAUAUCUACUUCAUUAAAUAAACUUAAAAAAAAUUCUCGUUCAAAAGUAGCAUAUUAUAAGGAAUAUGAAUCGGAAAAUUUAGAAGAAAAAGAUAUAAAAAAUGUCAAAAAUAUAAAAGAUAUAAAAAAAGAAUCUACACAUUAUGUAAAUCAACGUUUUGAAGAUGAGGAAGUUCCAAAAUGUAUAAAAAACAACAGUAAACAUAUAUUUCAAGAAUCAAAAAUAAUUCAAAAAAAGAAUAAAUCAGAUUAUGAUUUAGAACCACAAGUAAUCAUUGAAAAUAUGAACAAGGCAAUAAAUAAUUCGGAAUUUAUUAAAAAUAUGAACUACUAUUUUGAAGAAAUAAAUAGUAACACACAAUCAAAAGAUGAGAAUAAUAACGAUGCACAAUCGGAUAAAACUUGUUUGGAUAUAAAUAUCGAAAAAGACAAAUUAAAUGAAAAGGAACUCUCCGAAUUUAUGCCCAAAAUAAGCUACAAUGAUCAAAAUGGUGCAAUUUUUUCGGAAAAAAAUGAAGUAAAUUUUGUGGAAAAAAAUGAAGUAAAUUUUGUGGAAAAAAAUGAUGCAAAUUUUGUGGAAAAAAAUGAUGCAAUUUUUUCGGAAAACGAUUUGUUAAAAAAUAUGAACGCACAUGUAUAUGCUUUUAAAGAACAUUGUGAUUAUUUAAAGAUUAUAUUGAAUGAGUUAAAAGAUUUAAUGAAUAUUAUUUAUACUUGUUUUCAGAUAAAUAAAAAUGAUAAUUGUUUAGAAAAACAAAUAAAUUCCACUAACAUUAUAAACAAAUGGGAUGAAUAUUUUAGCCAAAACUCAAAGGAAAUAAAUUUACAUGACCAUGUCAGCAAAAAUAUGAAUUUUCAAAAAGAAUUAUUUUAUUAUAGAACUAUUAAAAUUAAUGAUGAAGAAAAUAUUUAUUCAUCUGAAAUAUAUAAUAUUUAUGUAAACUGUUUAAAGAAGUUUAUGAAAAAUGAAUUAAGUGUAGCUCUUGAAAAUAUAAGAAAUAUUUUAAAUAACCCAAAUUGCGAAAUAAGCAAAGAGGGUGUUGUUAAUAAAAUAAGGGUAAAUAAUCUACAGCUAGCUGGUGGCUAUACAAAAACGGAAUAUAUUACAAAAGAAAACCAAAAUGACGAGAACAACAUUUCUACAUUAUCACUUAGCAAAUUAAUUAAUGACAUGUCUUAUAUUCGACAAUAUAUAGAAGAAUUAAAAAUGAACUGUAUAAAAGAAAAUGAGGAGAGUCAAGCUAAAAUCAAAAAACAAGCUGACAGUUCAGAAAAUGAAAAUGGACAAAAAAAAAAUGGAAAAAAAAAAAAUGAAGAUAAAAAUGGGCAAAGCGGGUUUGAUGGACAAACCGAGUUUGAUGGACAAAGUGAAAACAAUAAUAAAUAUCAAAAUAAAAUAUCGGAGUUAGAAAACGAGCUUUUAAAUACUAAAUUGUUGUUAGCCCAAAGUGAAACUAUAAGGGAAAUAGAACUUAAUGAAAUAAAAAAAAGCAAAUAUAACUAA